GUUCCUCAAAUGUUUAUCAUGGCGGACGCUCGUUCAGGUUGAGAAUUUCACGCCAGCCUGUAAUCGUUUACGUUUUUGGUGCGAAAAACCUUGGAAAAAGUUCUUAUUUUGACGCUGAAGUAAAGAACUGCCAGGAUGGAUUUCCAGAACCGUGCCGGUGGCAAAACCGGCGGAGGAGGGGUGGCCUCCUGGUCCGAAAGCAACCGGGAUCGGCGGGAGCGACUCCGCCAGCUGGCCCUGGAGACGAUCGACCUGAACAAGGACCCGUAUUUUAUGAAGAACCAUCUCGGUUCGUACGAGUGCAAACUGUGUCUGACGCUGCACAACAAUGAGGGAAGCUAUCUGGCCCACACCCAGGGCAAGAAGCAUCAGGCCAAUCUGGCCCGGCGUGCCGCGAAAGAGGCCAAGGAAGCGCCCUCGAGUAUGCAACCGGAGAAGCCCCGGAUCGAGCCGAAGAAGUUCGUCAAGAUCGGUCGUCCCGGCUAUCGAGUGACGAAGCAGCGGGAGCCGGACAAUCACCAGCAAUCGUUGCUGUUCCAGAUCGACUAUCCGGAGAUUCAGGACGGAAUCAUUCCGCGCCAUCGGUUCAUGUCGGCGUACGAGCAAAAGAUCGAACCGCCAGACCGCAAGUGGCAGUACCUGCUGUUUGCGGCGGAACCGUACGAGACGAUUGCCUUCAAGGUGCCCUCGCGGGAAGUGGAAAACCGAGGAAAGUUCUGGACCCACUGGAACAAGGACACCAAGCAGUUCUUCCUGCAGUUUUCGUUCAAGCUGGAGCCGAAGAUUAUUCCGCCACCGCCGCCAAACAUGCGCAUGCCGCACCCGGGUCGGGCCAUGUUCAAUCCGGUGCCGCCGAUGGGAGUCGUUCCGGUGCCACCGCAUAUGUAACCUUUGUGUGUAAGUAAGAUGAUCUUUUCUUUUUGACUAAAUGGAAUAAUUGAGAUGAGCGUGGGAAAAAA
Culex quinquefasciatus (southern house mosquito) is the source of this 959-nucleotide messenger RNA. RefSeq names its product splicing factor 3A subunit 2 (gene Sf3a2). Gene Ontology annotation, biological process: spliceosomal complex assembly. NCBI's taxonomy places the organism in Eukaryota, Metazoa, Arthropoda, Insecta, Diptera, Culicidae. Bases 136 to 888 code for a protein of 250 amino acids. Gene Ontology annotation, cellular component: nucleus; U2 snRNP; catalytic step 2 spliceosome. The record is from RefSeq and is a predicted model, not a curated record. The transcript has 2 exons. Gene Ontology annotation, molecular function: nucleic acid binding; zinc ion binding.